Messenger RNA from Coffea arabica (coffee), 1498 nucleotides. RefSeq names its product VAN3-binding protein-like. Lineage: Eukaryota; Viridiplantae; Streptophyta; Magnoliopsida; Gentianales; Rubiaceae. The record is from RefSeq and is a predicted model, not a curated record.
UAGCCUUUUCAUAUUGUUAAGCAACAAAGCUGAGGACAAGAUAGUGUGAAUUAUCUCUUAACCCAAUGGAUCCUUGUGAGCUUAAGCCAACAAUAUCUCAAGCACAUCCCGAGACUAUGGACUUCCUUUCUAGUGCUUGGUGCAACUUUGCUGUUCAAGCUUUCCAGCCUGAGCUACAAGACCAAUCACUCAUUCUCCACGAUAGCUCGAUCAAGAAACUCGAUAAUGAUACAAAACCACCUUUUCUGAAACUGGACAAGAGCAUGAAGAUGGAUGAUACCGACAAUUUUGUACCCCCAUGGAAAUCCAAUGAUGUAAAAUCAUGGAUAUGGAUGCAACAAGCAAUGCAUCCAGAAUUGAACUAUAACAGCUAUUUCAAGAAGAAAUGGAUGCCAUGGAAAAUUGGGCAACAAUUUAAGAAUGUGUCUAUCAAGAAAUGGCUCAAAGAAAUUAAGCAGCGGAGCAAAGAUGAUAAGAGGCUGCAGAGAGCUGAAGUACAUGCAGCAGUAUCAGUGGCAGGUCUAGCUGCAGCUUUAGCUGCCAUAGCUGCUGAAAAUUCAUCAAAACUUGAUGAUAAUCCAAUCAACGCCACCAAGGACACCGCCGUGGCAUCGGCGGCUGCGCUGGUUGCUGCUCAGUGUGCCAAAAUGGCAGAAGCAAUGGGAGCAAAGAAAGAGCAACUCAGAAGUGUGAUAGGCUCCGCCAUGACUGGCACAAGUACCAGUGACAUCCUAACACUUACCGCUGCUGCUACAACUUCACUUAGAGGAGCUGCAACGCUUAAAGUCAGGGCAGGGUACAAGAACAAGCUGAUUAACGGAGGUGCACCAGUGCUACCAAUUGAGGAUCUCAAUUUUGACUUUGAAAAUUGCAGAUCAAUUAUAGCCAAAGGUGCCGAGCUUAAUGUCGAGACCCCAGAUGGAAGGAAUGUCUUGAGGUCAGUCUCAGUCAUCCUCAAUGGUGAAUCCAAGGUUAUUCUCAGAAUAAGGAAGCUUAAUCUACUGAAUGCCUUUGCAAGAACGCAUGAAAGCGUUGUGCUAGAUCUGCAUGUCGAAUUGUACAAGGAUUCAGAAGCUGGAGAAAAUGAUAAUACUUGCUAUCUCCUGGUAUUAACGACAAACAAAGGAAUGAUCAAGCUAGACAUGAUGGAUGACUAUAAGGGAUUCGAGACAUGGUCAAUUACUAUUAAUCAGAUGCUGAUGCUAUCCACCUCAUUCACAAAAUAUGAGCUGCAAUUUUACAAACACUGAAGUUGGCAUAAGUUUUGGUUUCUUAUAUCAGCAUAUUUCUACCUGAAACAUGUUAUGUAAUUACCUCAGACAAUAUAUAUCGUACCUUGUCAUGUUUUGUAAUUACUGGCAAUAGGGAACUUGGGAGUGAUUUGGAUCAUCCAAAGUUUUUAUUCUUGUCUUUGAAUAAUGUACUAUUUGUGAUCCAUUGAACUGUAUUCCUUACCUUCUGGUAAGUAUGCCAAUGUUCUUUUUCUUCUUGAAUCCUG